AUGUUGCAUUUCCUUUUUGUAGACUCAUUUUCACAGAAAUCAGGAAAGAGAGUAAGAAAUGAUAAUUCUCUCGAUUACGAAAGUGUGUUUGAUGACUGCAGUUCAUCCAAGAAUAACCUCUAUGCUUUCACAAAUAUGAUAGUGAAACAAAAAGUUGUCACUCUAAUGCCAGGAUGGAAGUUCUGUGCCUAUGGAAGUGUUAUGGUAGCUGCCGAUAAAGAUUUCACUGCAACCACAAAAUAUCCAUCCAUGGAUCAAGAUGGAACAUGGAAUUUCAACAAUGAAAGCACAAUAACAACAAGGCCAUUACUUAUUCUUCCAAAGGUACCAGCUCAGUAUGAACAUCCUACGGAAUUCAAUAGUUUUCCAAUCACACUUUUCCAAUGUGUUUCAGAAAGUGAUUUUUGCCGGGUCCAAGUAGCUUACAUUGCCCCAUCUUACGUUUCCUCUAGAGAAAUGGAUGGCAUAACAAUUUCUGAUCUUCAUCGUGUCAGAAUUUCUACAAAAUUAGAUAAUGAGAAAAAGUUACACUCUAAAAUGGUAAUGGAUGUACCGGGUUUCUUCCAUGAUUCACUUCAUGUAUUUGGCGAAUUUAAUCACACUUAUCACUAUAAGAAGAGCAGUGAAAAUGUUAAUUUAGUUACUGUUCCUGAUGGCGAAAUUGAAGGCACAGAAGGUAACUUAAGUAUUUCAUAUUCAAUGUUUGCUCUUGUAACUUCAAGUGAUCCAAUGACUCCUCAAUCUGUUACAAUUGCUUAUAACACACCAGAACAAACAACUGCUACUACAAACUUCUUCCCAGAACUCGACAUCACAAUUUCAUCAGUUGGCGGAAUCUUCACAAAGGAUAACGCUGAUACACCUUUCCCAAUUAACCCUGACGAAGGAGAUCCAACACCAGAACCAGAACCAACAACAUCUUCAUCAUCUGUAGCACCAGAGCCAGAACCAACUCCAUCAUCUAGUUCUCAAACACCAGAACCAGAACCAUCUAGUUCAGUUAUUUCAACAACAGUUGCUCCUGAACCAACACCAUCAUCUAGUUCACAAACACCAGAACCAGAACCAACACCAUCAUCUAGUUCUCAAACACCAGUACCAGAGCCAACACCAUCAUCUAGUUCUCAAUCAACAACACCAGAACCAGAGCCAACACCAUCAUCUAGUUCUCAAACACCAGUUCCAGAGCCAACACCAUCAUCAAGCUCACAAUCAACAACACCAGAACCAGGACCAGAGCCAUCAUCUAGUUCACAAACAACCCCUGCUCCUCCACCUCCAAAGCCUACAGAAAAACCAACACCAGAGCCAGAGCCAGAAAAACCAACACCAACUAAACAGCAAAAAGAUGAACCAAAACCGGAUGACCAGAAAACAGGAUUGACUAAAAAGCAGAAAAUGAUGAUCGGAGGAAUUGCCGCCGCUGUAGUCGUUAUUAUUAUUGUCGCCGUUAUCAUUGUUAUUGUAAGAAGAAAUAAGAAGGCUGAAGAAAGCAACAUACUUACUGAUGGAUUGGUUGAUGGAAUUUAA
This is a messenger RNA of Trichomonas vaginalis G3, 1530 nucleotides long. Its product is annotated as glycoprotein 38 family. Lineage: Eukaryota; Parabasalia; Trichomonadida; Trichomonadidae. The record is from RefSeq and is a predicted model, not a curated record. The transcript has a single exon. Bases 1 to 1530 code for a protein of 509 amino acids.